This is a messenger RNA of Trichomonas vaginalis G3, 741 nucleotides long. Its product is annotated as Potassium Channel Kv1.1, Chain A domain-containing protein. The transcript has a single exon. The record is from RefSeq and is a predicted model, not a curated record. Gene Ontology annotation, molecular function: protein binding. Bases 1 to 741 code for a protein of 246 amino acids. Lineage: Eukaryota; Parabasalia; Trichomonadida; Trichomonadidae.
AUGAGCGAUAAACAAGAUCCAAACUACAAUACUGAAAUCGACCUUGACCCAUUGUGGGACUUCCUUGAUUACUAUAAGACUGGCGAACUUGCCGACUGCACAAUUGUUGCAGAUGGAAAAGAACUUAAGUGCCACCAAAUUGUUCUUGCAAAUGGCUCCGAAUUCUUCAAGGAUAACUUCACAUCCGGUGAUACAUUCAAAGGAUCCAGCGAAAGAAGGAUUGACAUCACUGUAAAUCCAGAAGGUAAAUUAGAAAAGGUUAUUGAGUUCCUCUACUGCGGCCAAAUUACCUUAUCCGAAGAUGAACUCAUGCCCCUACUCGAAAUCGCUAUCUUCUACAGGAUUUCUAUCCUUAAAGCACUUAUUACAGAACAGCUCGAUAAGAUCACUGACCAUAACAAGAUAAUGAAUAUGUUCACAGAGUGCUUCGAUAAGGAUUACUCAAAUGCUACAAAGGUCUUUCCAACGUACAUCGCUAAGUUCUAUAACAAAUAUUCCAAGAAGCAGAUUAGCGAUUGCCUGGAUACUGAUUGCUUCCUUAACACAUUACUCCUCCUCAAGAUGAAAUCCAAGGAUAUGGCUACAGAAAUCCUUUCUUUCUUCAAUGAUUUCAAUUUCUUCCAGGAUGAAGCCACAAAACAGGCCCACGAUACAUUUAUGAAGUUCAUUCAGGAUUCUGUUAAAGAUAACAACGAUCUUACCAAAAUUCUCAAAUCUAAGAAGCCUGAAUGGUUUAAAUAA